CGGCAUAGCUGUUUGAUGUUGGUAUACGGCUGUGUCACUUCGAGCCAGCUCAAUCCACCGGCUUUCUGCGAUUGAAGUUUGAAGAUUUGCGGACGCUCCCGUAACGAAGAAAAUUCGGAUCGCUCCCGUAACGUUUUCGCCGGGAGAGGGCGCGCCUGACAGCUGUCAUUGCGCGCUUUCUUCACGGGCGAGACGUGGGACGAAAAUCUUUAUUUUUAUCACACACGACGAUGUUCCCGUAGAGUGCGACCGGCUGUGUACGUGCGUGACGAAACGAUACGAAAACACGACGACAGAAUGGCGAACGAGGAGGUGUUGGGUCCGCGGAAGACGAUGUUCGUACUUGUGAUAGUUGUUGGGUGUUUCGCUGUGUUGUGGCCUAGGAUCCUGUCGCCGCUGAUCCUGGGCGCCGGCCGGGAGCAGCUGAAGCCGAACCAGUUCGACCGGGACGCAGGAUGUUGCGAGGUGCUGUUCGAAACCGACAUGGUAGUACUGGAGUUAAUCAACGAGGUCUGCAGCUCAGCGGUGCAGGCUGACGGGAAACUCAACCCUUACGCGGCGGCCGAAUGUCGGAAAGCUGUCAACGAGACCUGUGGAGUGGACUUAGCAGCCUUCCUCAAACGUAACGAGAACGUUGGGAAGACGUCUAAAAUGUUAGUCGAGACGAUGAAGAACAGCAACAGCUCCUGCCUCAAGGAGCACUUCGGUGUGCCUGUCUGGAGUCUCGGCGUCCACUCCUCGCAGAACUCUUGGACUUUACAAGACACUAUCAAACAAGAGCGUCCUGCGAUCCGCGGCGCGGGACCACACCCUGCCCUCCGCGAGAGGGGCCGAGCGAUCCCCCCUGGAGCACCCCCAGCCCCCACCAGGAGUCCCGUGGUGAUGCCUCCUCACGCCAGGGUACGAUCCUCACCGCUAUCAGGGUACUAUGAACUGGAUAUCAAGCCUCCCCCGAUCCCCGGCAUGCGGCCCCCGCUCGGCUCGCCCGGCGGCCCCGUGCCGACCCCCAAGUCUUCCAUGGGCUUCGUGAUGCCCAUCUACACUAUCUGCAUCAUCGUGUUCUUCGUCUACACAUUGAGCAAGAUUCUUUUCAAACGUACCGGUACAUCGCCGUAUGAGACAAUCACUCCAGACCCACAGUUCAGGAGACGAGUCUUCAGGGACGACUCCAGAACAACCCCUGACAAAUUGGGACCAAAAGAGCGGGACACAAGGGACGUGGAACUGGAAGCGCUGAGAGCACGCCUGGCGGAGACAGAGCGCGCCAUGCAAAGGAUCGUCAGCCAGCUGGCGCAGCGCGACGCGGAUGUGCAGGAUAAUCAAACUCGCCCAUACACGAACGGGACAAUCUUACACAACAGUGGCCCGGUACACAUAGUCGCUAGCGAAUAUCGGGAGCCAUCGAAAAAGAGCGUUGAAGAGAAACAGAAGGAAGAGUCUCCAGUACCUGAAGAAAAAGAAGUAGCUUCCCCGGCUACCAAGGAAACCUCCCCAGAACCACAAUCCAAAAAAGUAGUAGAAACACAACCAGAACAAUCUGACUCCACACCUGAAACUAAGCUUGAAAAAACACAGACUGAACCAACGAAAGAAACAGAAAGCACAGAACUAGCCAAAGAAGAUGAUAAAGAAAUUUCACCAGAAAAGGAAACACAACCAGCAAGCUCUCAGGAACAAAAAGAAAAAUCGCCAGAAAAAGAGUCUCUGACGAAAGAGGAAGAUGAACAAGAGGAGGAGGAGAUAGAGGAAGAAGAAGAGGAGGAAGUAGAAAUAGAAAUAGGAUCAGAAGAAGAGAGUCCAGAAAGGGAACUGAGCAAAGAACCAGCUUUAGUACCUAAUUCUGUUUCCAAAGAUGUGCGUGAUCGUAAAGGAAAGAAUGGAGAUUUGAAGCAUACAGAAGAUUUCUUGAGAGAAGAGUCGAAAGCGUUAGCAGAAGAGAAGGAGAAGCAAUCGACGCCGGAGCUGUUGGAGGAAGCCAUCAAGGACGAUGACCAGGAAAAUGCCAGUGUUAAGCAUGAAGCGGAGAAAGUGCAGUCGAUAUUCUUGGAAACCGAGAUCCCGCAGCAGUCUCGUGUACUCGUCGCUGACUUCGCAGAAGACAGGCCCGACAGGCCCGCGCCCACCAAGCACUCGCCGAUGGUGGUGAGUGGGAAGAUGACACUCUCGCUGAUACAGGACGCACCGCGAGAGACACCUGACAGGGAUCUAGAAUCGACUGUAGAUGACUUCACCACAGCGAGUGCAUUGACGCAGAAUGCUGAGAAAGAAGACGAAUCAGAAGAGGAGAUCGAGGAAGAGAUAGAAGUAGAAGAGAUUGAGGAAGAAGUAGAAGAGAUUGAAGAAGAAGAAGAAGAAGAGGAAGAUGAUGCGAAGAAGGUCAAGAAGACAGAGUGAAGUACUGAUAGAUUUAUAAUCGGGGUUAAUGGCGGUUGUGUUCUGUGACUAUUGUAGAGGGAUGGCCUAGUAUGGACAUUAUUGUAACAUUUAUAAAAGAAAUGAGUGGCAAGUUCCUCAAAGUUGGGACUUGGAUUGUCUGACAUAAAAAUAAAAGUGAGAUUUAUCCAAAUAAUAGCCUAAUGGAUAUUGGAUUUACUACCAAUGCAUUACGGCAGAAUAUGAGUCUGGCCAUCUUGCCAAUCCUAAAACUCGAAAUGUCAAAAUGAUUACAGGGAAACAACAUAA
Trichoplusia ni (cabbage looper) is the source of this 2682-nucleotide messenger RNA. RefSeq names its product glutamic acid-rich protein (gene RIC-3). Gene Ontology annotation, biological process: synaptic transmission, cholinergic; protein localization to cell surface. The transcript is spliced from 12 exons. Gene Ontology annotation, cellular component: neuron projection; neuronal cell body; intracellular membrane-bounded organelle. NCBI's taxonomy places the organism in Eukaryota, Metazoa, Arthropoda, Insecta, Lepidoptera, Noctuidae. The record is from RefSeq and is a predicted model, not a curated record. Bases 298 to 2394 code for a protein of 698 amino acids.